UGUUUUUGUGUUUGUUGUUGAACUCUUAACAUUUUGCUUUAAUCCUAUUUUAUUAUUAUUUAAUUUGAUUUGAUAAUCAAAUGCGUGAUGGUUGGUAUUCGAUGGACAGAAAAUUGAUUGUUCGAAAUGAUGAAUAAUAAUAAUCAUAAUAGUGAUAAUAGUCAUAAUAAUAAUAAUGAUAAUGAUGCUCAUAAUAAACAUAAUAAAUCGAACGAAUCAUCAUCAUCUUCAUCGAUAUAUUCAUCACCGAUAAAUACACCGAUAAAUCCACCACAACCACCACACACAACAACAACAACCGCCACCGGAUGAUCAGAUAAAUUCCGAUUAUGAAGAAUUAAUUGCACAAACAAAACAACGAAUGGCCAUAAAAUUCGAAUGUUUGGAAAAAGAAACUGGAUUAUCAUUAUCAAUAGGUCGAAAUAGUUUACAAAAACAAUCAAACAUUAACAAUGGUGAUGUGGUUGGUAAUAAUUAUCGAUUAAAACAAUCGGAACAAUUAUUUUUAUCCAAUGAAUGUCAACGGUUAAAAGAAGAACUACGAUUAAAGAAUGAAAUUAUCGAUAAAAUGUAUCAAAUACGAAUACAGGUUGAUAGUGAAUUAGAAGAUCUGACCGCAUCAUUGUUUGAAGAAGCGAAUAAAAUGGUCUAUUCAGCCAAUGUUCUAAGAGAUCGUGCUGAAAAAGAAUUACAUGAAGCAAAUCUAAAAAUUGAUAUGCUUACAGCCGAAGUUCAGGCAUUAAAAUUAUUGGUAAUAACAUCGACACCAUCGAAACCGAAUGCACAUCUUCAUCCACAGCUCAAUUGUUCGAAUUCAUCAUCAUCAUCAUCAUCAUCAACAAUGAUGGCAUCGACUUUACCAUCAUCAGGUAGUCAUCAUCAUAGACAAAAUCAAAAAUCGAACAACAACAACAGUGAUAACAAUUCAAAAUCACCAAAACAAAAACGUUCUAUGCCUAUGAAAUCACCAAGUAAUUAUGAAUUGACAAGUAAUUCAAAAUCCACAGAACAAAUAAUGAUGAUGGUGAACAAAUUACCAGCCAUUGAUGAUGAAAAUGAUUUUGAUGAUCAAAUUGAUGAUGGUAUUACUGAAAUUGAUCCAGUUUUAUAUGAAGAAUUUCAAGAAUGGCGUAAAUGUCCUACACUUGAACCAAUAUGUUCGAAUUUUAUGAAACGUAUCUAUGAUGAAGAAAUUUAUCCGGUAUUUAAUUUUAAAAAUAAAAAUCUUACAUCAUUGGUUCUUCGUUCGAUUGAAUCAAAUACAUUGACAGUGGAAAUGAUUGGUGCCACCAAUGCUGCCACUAAUGCUGCUGCUGCUGUUGCUAAUUGUAAUGAUCAAAAAUUACCAUUUCCAAAGAAAUGUGCACUAUUAGAAGUGCCUCGUAUAUGUCGAUAUCGUAUGAGAAUCGAUUCAAAUGUCAAUACACCAACAACAACAAAAACAACAACAAAUAAUGGCCAUAAUCAAUGGUAUUUUAUAUCACAAUUAUGUCGUAAUCGAAUUACUACUGUCUGUGAUUUAUUCUGUUAUUUACGUUAUGUACAACAAGGACUAGUCAAAAGUAAUAUAAAAGAUAUUUAUUGGCAAAUAAUGAAACGACGUCGUAAUAUAGCCCAAUCUAAAUUAGGUUUUACACCAUCCAUUAAUGCAUUUGAAUUCAAUGGAAAUUGAAAUGAAGACAUGCCAUUAAUAUUUCCGUUGUUUGUUCCUUAUUUGUUGGCCAUUUUAACCAAAGAAGAUAACAAACAAUUUAUUAUAGCUCAAUGAAAGAUCUCAAUUUAUGUAAGCAAACAAACAAACAAAAAAAGAAAAGAAAAUGGUCCAAUUAUAUAUUUAUUAAUUCAAA
Molecule: messenger RNA, 1847 nt
Organism: Dermatophagoides farinae (American house dust mite)
Lineage: Eukaryota; Metazoa; Arthropoda; Arachnida; Sarcoptiformes; Pyroglyphidae
Product: guanine nucleotide exchange factor for Rab-3A
Biological process (GO): exocytosis
Cellular component (GO): Golgi to plasma membrane transport vesicle
Molecular function (GO): guanyl-nucleotide exchange factor activity
Source: RefSeq, a predicted model, not a curated record